Messenger RNA from Pezoporus flaviventris, 1677 nucleotides. It is a transcript of the gene AGMO, whose product is annotated as alkylglycerol monooxygenase. The record is from RefSeq and is a predicted model, not a curated record. Gene Ontology annotation, biological process: lipid biosynthetic process. Gene Ontology annotation, cellular component: endoplasmic reticulum. Gene Ontology annotation, molecular function: iron ion binding; oxidoreductase activity. Lineage: Eukaryota; Metazoa; Chordata; Aves; Psittaciformes; Psittacidae.
GCGGCGGCGCGUAGCACAGCGCAGCCGGGCCAUGGAGAGCGAGGCAGGCGGCCCGCAGGCCACCACGCCGGGGCAGCAGCUCCGCGCCCUUUACGUGCUGCCGCCCGGUGAGAGCUCCUUCCGCAAGGUGGAGGAGGUGCCCGACUACGUGAGAAGUAUUCCAUUCUUCGUUGCUUUUAUUGUGCUGGAGUUUGCUGUCUGCUGGGUUCAGAAGCGUAAGCUGUCAGGUCGGAUCAAUGAUGGCGUAUGUCUUUCUUUAGGUAUUCUGUCUCGACUGCCAGAUGUUUUAUUCAGAAGAGUUGGCUUAAUUAGUUAUAUCUACAUAUGGAAUAACUACACACUCUUUGAACUUCCCUGGGACUCACCAUGGACAUGGUAUUUGAUGCUCCUGGGAGUGGACUUUGCAUGUUACUGCCUUCAUUGCAUAGGCCAUGAGGUUAAUAUACUGUGGGCCUCACACCAAGUACAUCACAGUUCUGAAGAUUACAACUUAUUCACAGCCUUGUGACAAUUUGUCCUACAAAGGUACACCUCCUGGAUUUUCAACUUGCCCAUGGCUCUUUUCAUUCCCUCGUCAGUGUUUGCUGUUCAUCUGCAGUUUAAUCUACUCUACCAGUUUUGGAUACAUACAGAGGUUGUUACCAACCUUGGGCCUCUGGAGUGGAUUCUUAAUACUCCCAGUCAUCACAGACUUCAUCAUGGUAGAAGUCCUUACUGCAUUGACAAAAAUUAUGGUGGCAGACUCAUUAUCUGGGGCAGGGUGUUUGGAACAUUCGAGGCAGAAGAUGCGAAAGUCAUAUAUGGUUUAACACAUCCAGUGAAUUCAUUUGAACCCAUCAUGCUCCAGUUACAUCCCUUGGCUCAUAUUUGGAACACAUUUUGGGCCACACCUGGAUUCUGCAAUAAGCUUUCUGUCCUAUUCAAAGGGCCAGGCUGGGGACCAGGCAAACCUAGACCUGGCCUUCCUGAGGAAAUCCCAAUCACUGGAAAAGAAGUUCCCUUCAAUACAAGUGUACCAGUUUAUCUUGAUUGCUAUGCAGUUGUACAUUUUGCUGUAACAAUGGACUUAUAUACUGAACUUCUUGCUGCUGCGACUAUAUUAUCAUAGGGAACUGUUCUCCUGAGAAUUGGCUUUAUCAUUCUUUCCCUGGCCUGUUUGGGACUACCUAUGGAGAACAGGCCUAAAGCAGGAAUUUUGGAAAUCCUUUGCUGUUUAGUCUUCAUGGGUGCGUACAAACUUGACUACUUCAGGAGUCAGUUUUCUUCCUUGGGCUAUGCAUAUGAGGUACACAUCACUUUCACGGAAGUCCUAUAUUUAUUUUUCUUUUUCUAUCUGGAAAUUCCCGAGUUACCUUAUAGAAAGAUGAGAAAUUUCAAAUGUACUGAUGCCAAAAGACAUAACAGCAGAUGUGGUUUCGGCUCAAAAAGUAAAGAAAAAAGCCCCAAACCUGCCUAGACAUCUCUGUGAGGGAUUGUUGAGUAUGGUUUGGUGGAGUGACAUCUAAUUUAAGGCAUCAAAGUCUAUUAUUGGAGCUGGCCCCAAGUGACUUAUAUAAGUCUGUCUGUCAUCUCCCAUUAGCAUGUGCUGGUUGCGAAAGGAUGUGGGAACCAACAGUAGGUUAAAAAUGAAAUGAACCUUGGAUGUAAUGCAAAGGAAAUGCCUCCAACUACCAGAGG